Molecule: messenger RNA, 2706 nt
Organism: Telopea speciosissima
Lineage: Eukaryota; Viridiplantae; Streptophyta; Magnoliopsida; Proteales; Proteaceae
Product: glutamate receptor 2.8-like
Exons: 6
Coding region: 1-2706 (901 amino acids)
Cellular component (GO): plasma membrane
Molecular function (GO): glutamate-gated receptor activity
Source: RefSeq, a predicted model, not a curated record
AUGACUGAAUUUGUUGAUGCUUGCAGCUUCUUAAACAAGUAUGUGGUUGCUCAAAAUGGAAGUAUCAAUUCAAAUACAUCCUUGUUUCAUGUUGGAGUUGUUCUUGACUUAAAAUCAAAAAUGGGAGAGAUCGCUGAGAGCUGCAUCUCUAUGGCUUUAUCUGAUUUUUAUGAAAUUCAUGCAAAUUAUACAACAAGAAUUAUGCUCCACGCCAUGGAUUCUGAACAAAAUGUUGUGGUUUCAGCAUCCUCAGCUUUAUACUUGAUGAAAGAUGUAAAGGUGCAAGCCAUCAUUGGGCCACAAGAGUCAACUCAAGCUUCAUUUGUGAUCGAACUCGGAGAAAAUGCCCAAGUGCCAAUUGUUUCUUUUUCAGCAACAAGUCCUUCUCUUUCUCCCCUUAAAAGUCCUUAUUUUAUAAGAACAGCUAUUGAUGACUCAACUCAAGUUAAAGCUGUUGUUUCCAUUAUUCAAGCCUUUGAAUGGAAGGAAGUAGUUUUGAUAUAUGAAGAUACCAACUAUGGAAAUGAAGUUAUACCCUAUUUCAUUGAUGCCUUCCAAAAGAUUGAUGUUCUUGUGCCAUAUAAGAGUACCAUUCCUCUGGAUGCAACUGAUGAUCAAAUAUUAAAAGAACUUCAUAACUUGACAACCAUGCCAACUAGGGUUUUCAUUGUCCACAUGUCUUCUUCUAUUGGAUCUCGGCUUUUUAUGAAUGCAAACAAUGCAGGAAUGAUAAGCCAAGGUUAUGCUUGGAUUGUCACUGAUGGGUUAUCAAGAUUAAUGGCUUCCAUGAAUUCCAGUGUUAUUGAUUCAAUGGAAGGUGUAUUGGGUGUAAGACCAUACAUACCAAAGUCCAAAAAGCUUGAAGAAUUUAAAGUCAGAUGGAAAAGAAAUUUCUACUCAAACAAUUCAUAUGGUGAAAUAUCUGAGCCAAGUCUAUAUGGUAUAUGGGCAUAUGAUACAGUUUGGGCACUAGCCAUGGCAGUUGAGGGAGUUAAAACCAUGGAUCCUCAGUUUCUGAGUAGUAACACUACCAAUAAUUUAAGCGAUCUUUCAUGCCUUGGAUACUCAACAAUUGGCCCACAACUUCUCCAGACUAUCUUGAGCACUAGAUUUAAAGGCCUAAGUGGUGAUUUCCAUUUGGUUAAUGGAGAGUUGGAAUCUUCAGCUUUCCAAAUAUUUAAUGUGAUUGGGGAAGGGGAGAGAGUGGUUGGACAUUGGACCCCAAUGGGAGGGAUUUCAAGACAGUUAAACACAACAAAUAACUUAACAGAUUCAGGUUUUCUGAGUAGCCUCAAAGCUAUUGUAUGGCCAGGAGACUCAACAACCAAGCCAAAGGGUUGGGUUAUGCCAACAAAUAGUCAAGAGAGGUUAAAAGUUUUGGUGCCAGUUAAGACUGGCUUUAGUCAAUUUGUGAGCAUGGAAAGAGACAAUAUCACCAAUGAGAUGAUUGAUAUCACAGGGUUCUGCAUAGAAGUAUUCAGCAAUAUAACAAGUAGACUACCCUUUGGUCUCCCCUAUGAGUUUCUACCUUACCCUAUCAAUGGAACUGUUCUUGAGAGCUAUGAUGACCUAAUUUAUCAAAUUUAUCUUAAUAACUUCGACGCAGCAGUAGGGGAUGUAUCGAUUUUGUUUAAUCGAUCUAAUUAUGUAGAUUUCACAUUGCCUUAUACAGACUCUGGAGUGACCAUGGUUGUGGCAAUGCAAGAUAAUUUGGAGAAAGAGUUGUGGUUGUUCUUAAAGCCUUUAAGCCUAGAACUUUGGUUGGUGACUUUAGGAGGUUUUGUCUGCAUAGGGGUCGUGGUUUGGAUUCUUGAACAUAAAAUAAAUCCCGAGUUUGGUGACUCACGUAGACAACAAAUUCAAUCAAGCAUUUGGUUCUCCUUCUUAACACUUGUAUUUGCCCAACGAGAGAAGAUUGAGAGCAACUUAACAAGGUUGGUGUUGUUCACAUGGGUGUUUUUUGUGUUAAUCUUAACACAGAGUUACACUGCUAGCCUCUCAUCAACUUUGACAGUACGGCAGUUGCAGCCAACAAUUACAGAUGUUAAUGUCCUAAAGAGUAAUGGAUAUUAUGUGGGAUACCAAGAUGGGUCGUUCGUGGGAGAGUUCCUGACAAACUAUUUGCAGUUUGAUCCGUCUAAACUCAAGAGUUAUGGUUCUCCAGAGGAAUAUCAUUAUGCUUUAUCUAAUGGGUCUGGUAAUGGGGGAGUUGCUGCAAUUUUUGAUGAAAUUCCUUAUAUUCAAGUCUUCCUCAAUAUGUAUUGUAAUCAAUACACCAUGGUCGGACACAUCUACUCUUCUGAAGGAUUUGGCUUUGUAUUCCCUAAAGGCUCUCCUUUAGUCUCUUAUAUGUCAAGGGCAAUCUUAAAUCUUACUGAUGAUGGAACAUUAGACACAAUUAAGCAAGGGUGGCUAGAAAAUCAAACAAAUUGCAAUAAUGCAGACGCUACAUCCAUUUCAACCAACCAGCUCACCUUGCAAAGCUUCGGAGGUCUCCUGUCCAUAAUUGCAGUUGUUUCAUUCGUUGCACUGCUAAUACACUUUUUCCCGUUGGGGUAUGGCAAGUAUCAGGCUACAUUUAAGAUUUUCAGUAAUAUCAUAAAUGGUCUCAAGGUCAUGCCCCAGGCAACUGAAGGUGGAUCCAUGGAACAUCAACAUAAGGAUGCUGAGCAUAUGGAAGAAGCCACUGUUGAAGAAAAAGAAUGA